CCUCAGCCCUAAGUAGCCGCGGUGGGCACCAGACCCGACCCGCACCGACUCGCACCGCCGUGCUCCGCGAACCCGGCUGCGUCUUCUGCCUCGUGCCGCCAGGUCCGCCGUCCCGCAGCUUUGCCAGGAGCAAGCCGCUCGUAACGCACCCGGAGUCCCAGAUGGCUUCCGUGACCGAUAGUAAAGCUGGAGUCAAAGAUGCUUCCGACCAGAAUUUUGACUACAUGUUCAAACUGCUCAUCAUUGGCAACAGCAGCGUUGGCAAAACUUCCUUCCUCUUCCGCUAUGCUGACGACACCUUUACCCCAGCCUUCGUCAGCACUGUGGGCAUUGACUUCAAGGUGAAGACAGUCUACCGCCAUGAAAAACGAGUGAAGCUGCAGAUCUGGGACACAGCUGGACAAGAGCGGUACCGGACCAUCACAACAGCCUAUUACCGUGGGGCCAUGGGCUUCAUUCUGAUGUAUGACAUUACCAAUGAGGAUUCCUUCAAUGCUGUCCAAGAUUGGGCUACUCAGAUCAAGACCUACUCCUGGGACAAUGCACAGGUUAUCCUGGUUGGGAACAAGUGUGAUAUGGAGGAAGAGAGGGUUGUUCCCGCCGAGAAGGGCCAGCUCCUUGCAGAGCAGCUUGGGUUUGACUUCUUUGAAGCCAGCGCCAAGGAGAACAUCAGUGUGAGGCAGGCCUUCGAGCGGCUGGUAGAUGCCAUUUGUGACAAGAUGUCUGAUUCGCUGGACACGGACCCCUCCAUGUUGGGCACCUCCAAGAACACCCGUCUCUCGGACACCCCACCGCUGCUGCAGCAGAACUGCUCGUGUUAGGCAAGGCCCACCCUCCUGAUCUCCCCUUCUUGUGACCCCACACCCACUCUGCUUUCCCCAUUACACUCUGUCCACCCCCAGCCCCAAGCAGGCUGCGUUGUCACUGACCUUUGCCUGCAAUGGAGGCGGAAGCAUGCCCCUUGAGUUCUCUGCAGAUGGUCCUGCUAGUAGACACCCAGUCCUAGACUAACAGCCAGGUUACAGCAUGGGUAGAGAUUCACUUUACAAAAAAAGACUCCAUCUUACAAAGGGUAUUCACUUCAGGGACUUGGAAAGUGAGUCUCUUUUCUGCCUUUAAAAUAAGAUUUCCUCCAUUUACCAAAAUUUGACAUACGCACACUUUUUAGGGCCUGGCCAGCUGGGUAAGUGCGGCCCACCUGCACAGCUAAUCCUGUUAAAGAAAACGUCCUCAUACACAGCAUGCUUGUUUCAUAUCAGGCUCCCUGUGGGGCUUCCUCUCACUGCAAGCCACGCUUUGACUCUCGAAGCCCUCUGCCUGUUACCACGGAUGCCCACAGGGCCUGGGGCAGUUGCUGUGGUGACAGGCCAGAGCUAAUCUCCAGAGAGCUCAGACUCUCUAAUGAUGCUGAAGGAGCAAAGGCUGAGUCAGAAAUAUACUUAAAGAAAAGAUUAUUCCCUGCAAAAUGUCAAAGGUUCCUGCUAUAUAAAAGAGCAGGAGAGUGAGCUCAAGAAAGAUAACGAGAAAUAAAAGAGAAACAUAGGCAAGAUAAAGGAGCAGGUCAUGACUUUCUGAUUUUGCUGCUUUCCAGCUGGUUCUUAACUGUGGGAACUCCAUGAAAUUGGUCUUUGUUUUUUAGACUCCCAGAAUUUGAAAUAUUUAGAGUUACUUAGUCUGACUAGUCAAUUUCAAUCUUCACAUCUCUGAUAAGUGGCUGCUAGGCCUC
Callorhinus ursinus (northern fur seal) is the source of this 1726-nucleotide messenger RNA. It is a transcript of the gene RAB3B, whose product is annotated as RAB3B, member RAS oncogene family. Gene Ontology annotation, molecular function: GTPase activity; GTP binding. The record is from RefSeq and is a predicted model, not a curated record. NCBI's taxonomy places the organism in Eukaryota, Metazoa, Chordata, Mammalia, Carnivora, Otariidae.